UAUCUCCCUUGUUAAAUUAUCCUCUUCGUUUUGGAGACAUCACGUCCAGUUUCAAUUUGUCACGAAAUAUUUCCAAAUCAAGUUUUCCUGCAGGUGUCCAUACUGUUGACUGACCGCUGCUUGCCUCACUAUGAAUGAUGGGUGAUGACCGGGCUAUUCUGAGGGAGAUUUGGGAAGGCCGUAUACCGGUCUGUUUCACACUCUCAAAGGAUGAGGUAGAAACAGAAAAACCUGAACCAGUCUUCAUAAUGGUUGCUAGGCAGACAUACUUCCCCCUGGUGACAGAGCGAGUGUCCAAGUACCUUGCUGGGUAUGUGGACAAGGAGAAGUGUGGAGAGAUGUGGCUGGACUACGACGGACAACCAUUGAAAUGGCAUUACCCAGUGGGUGUGCUGUAUGAUCUCUAUGGAAACAUGGGCACAGGGCUGCCAUGGAAACUAACUGUUCAUUUUCAGAAUUUCCCUGAGGACGAGUUAUUACGCUGCACGAACCGUGAUGUAGUGGAGUCACACUUCAUGUCCGUUGUCAAGGAGGCUGACUGGCUCAAGCACCGUGGUAACGUGAUCAACGGCAUGCAGAAGAGAGACCACAAGAACAUGUGGAUGGGCCUCGUCAAUGACAAGUUCGACCAGUUCUGGCCAAUCAACAAGAAGUUAAUGGAAACUUCAGAAGAGGAAGGCUUCAAACACAUUCCAUUUAGAAUAUAUCAAGUUGACCUGCCUGUGAUACAGAAGCUGUUUCGACCGGUCGCGGAAGAUGGACAGCAGCAUUGCCUAGAAGAUCUUUUAAAGUUUGCUCUUCCAGAUUUAGAUAACGACAAGUGGAAAGUAUUACUGCAGGGCAUGGAGGUCCCGUUAUCAACACCCGUACACUGGUUAUCCGAACACCUUAGUUAUCCAGACAAUUUUCUGCACAUCUGCGUAGUGGUACCAAACUCCGGUGAUGUUUCUGUACGUUGGUGACAACUGCAUCCUGGACUUGUGCAAUAUGUGUACUAUGAUUAUAAUGUGUAAAGGAAUUCCCAUUCUGUGCUAUCAGCCGUGACAUGUGCUACAAAUCCAUGUGUCAUCGGACUUCAAUAAAUUGUAUAUAUUUAAGUUAGCCUUCAAGUGUACUUAAUAGUCUCUUAAUUGUUACUUUGUAUAUGUCAGCGUGGAAAUUCAAAAUGGCAUGGUAUUAAAACUGCUGUUUGUGUAGUAAACGCUUGCCAUUUUAACUGUUAUGUGGUCAAUUAAAAGUAAGAUUUCGUUACUUCAUCCGACAGUAUUUUGAGAAAUACUCUUAGUAAAAUAAAUACUGACAACCAGUUUCUUCCACCCUAUAUAAUGUAGUGAUUACAGAAUAUUAACAGAGGAUGUUAAAGAGAAUUAUAAGAUGUUAUCCUUUAUUUAAAGAGACCUUUUCACAGAUUAUGACAUGAUUUGUUUUGAAGUAAGUCAUUAAAUGCCAUAAAAUCAUAAAUGUAAACAUUUAUCAUAUUUUAAUUUAACAUAUAAACUGAAGAGUUCAAGUAUAAAAACCAAAAUUAAAGAAAGAAAAAUACAGUCAUCAACACCUGUGCUUGAACCACUGACCCUUGGAGUAAAAGUCUACUGCUCAAGCCACUUGGCCAUCUGUGCUCACAAAGCAUAGUGUGUAUUUUAUUAGUAAUAUAAGCAAUCCUCACAAUCACACAAAAAAUAAUGAUAUCAGAAUAAUGAAAAUUACCAAAUGUUUUGCGUUUGUAAUGCUUUUUAAUUUUCAGGUUUUUAAAUCAUUAAAAUAAGCAUAUAAUUGAUGUUUUAUAGAAUAUUAAAUGUUCAGUAUUACUGUUUUCUAGCCAAAAAAUAUAAAAAUGACAAAAAUUUGCAGAUCUGACAAAAAAAUUGUUUCAAUUUCAGGUGAAAAGGUCCCUUUAAGCUCAACUGAGCACAUAUUGCUUAUUGGAGAAGUAAGGAUACCGUGUUACAUGUAUCUAGGUCCUUCCAUCCUUGUGUUUGUAAAAAAAGUUAUUUUAACCCUUUACCUCUUAGAUACGUAUUUUAACACAUUUGUAGUCCCUUAGAAAGUUAAAUUUAAUCAAAGACCUUUCUUACUAGAUUCAAGUUUUAAAGGCUUCAUUUCCAACCCUUAGAUACUGAUGAGCAGCAAACAGCAUAAAACCUGAACAGCCUGCGAGUUACUUGCAGGCUGUUUGGUUUGAUGCUGUUUGCAUAAAAACCCAAUUUUCACUUUGCUCCUGAAUGGAAAAGGGAGGGUGAAAACACUUCCUCCUGAACAGCUGGGCAGAUUUUAAUGACAUUUCACAGAAAUUAUCCUUGCAUGACUCAUUUUCAAAGUUGUUCAAAUCCUUCCAAUCUGAUGCAUAUGUAGCUCGUUAGCUAAAAAUGUAUUUAAAAAAAUGAGAACUUCAAAAACCUUUUUCUCGAAAACCACAAGGGUCAGGGGUUUAAUAUUUGGUUCCUUACUUUGCUUUGUGAUUCUUUACUAAGUGUGAUCAAAUCAUGCCCCUCGGAUAAAACUGUCCAUGUGCCAGGUGUCACAUGAUUCUAUAGACACAUUAGGUGAAUCACUUAAAAAAAAAUCUUUAACCCAUUUAUGCCUAGCGUCUAGAAAAAAAGGCCUUGGCAAACAGCAUAGACCCAGAUGAGACGCCGAAUGAUGCGGCGUCUCAUCUGGGUCUUCGCUAUUUGCUUAAAGGAAUUUCUGUAAGAAAUAUUCUAAAUAUAGAAAUAGAUACACUAGACAUACAUUAUUUUGGAAAUAAAUUGAUCCAAUUUAAAAGGAUUGGAGAGUCCAGUAGGCAUAAAUGGGUUAAUAUGUGGUUUUUUACAUCAUAUGCUUGUUCCUUUAAAAGUUUUUUCCAGUAAUGCCCUUGUAAAAACUUGCUCAACUUGGUGUUGACUUGUUUUUGUUUAGAUGUAUAUAGUGAACACCUAAAAAUCUUCUUUUCUGAAACUGCAAGAGGUUUGAUAUUUGGCAUGUAUACUUUAUAAUAUAUAAUCAUGUUCUUGGGUAUAAUUAUGUCCUUGGGGGUCACAACAGGCCAGCCUAGAAGAUUCUUAUAGACUUGUAUUAUGCAUAACUUUAACAAUCAUCUCUGAAACCACGGGUGAGGGGUUGAAUCUUUAAUGUGAAACAUAAUAUGGAAGUCUUCUACCUAGUUAGUUAAAAUCAUUCCCCUGAGGUCAAAAUUUGCCCCACCCUAUAAAUUGCUUGCUUUUUAUAUGUGUAAAACAAAAACUUUAAUUUGUUUUAUGCUGUAUCAGACCAUAUCAAAUCUGUGUUAUACAAAGUAAAAACUCUUUAUAAAAACCACAGUUAGUACACAAACAUCACAAAGAAGUCUGCACUUAGCAGUUUUUGCCUUAAUAUCUCAGGUGUUCACCUAGAGCACUUAGGCCACAUUGUUACUUAAAGACAUGUAAUUAAUGAUAUACCAUUUUACAGAAGCUUUAAAUGUUAUACAAUGUUCAAGUUUUUGCUAGUUUUGAACACAGUUAAUGUAUUGCUGUAACCAAAUAAACUUUUGAGCAUUUAUUGUUGAGGAAAGAAUACCACAAUCUCAAGAGCUCAAGGUUUUUACCUAUUAUGAGAUGUGUUUAUUGGAAACUGGGCUUAAUGCAUGUAAGUUGAGUAUCAUCCCAGAUAAGCCAGUGCAGUCUGCACAGGCUAAUCUGUGAUAACACUUUCCACCUUAACUUGAUUUUUUUUAUAAGAGAAUUCCUGCAGACAAAACAUACCUUAAAAGCAGAACGUGUCGUGCUUGAUUAGCCAAUGCAGACUGCGCGGACUUGUCUAGGAUGACACAUGCAUUAAGCAGAGUUUUUCCGGGGCAAGGCUCAUUAAAUCCUUAAGGUGCUUUUGUCUUUAAAAAGAACAAAUGACACCUCUGAAAUUUUGUAGAGUUUCACACUUUUUUGAAUAUUGAUACAGUCAAUAAAAUUUGAAAAUAAGAAUAUCAAAUGAAGUUUUUAUGUCCCUGAUCAUUCAUGAUUAAAAAAGCAAUAUUCUAAUGAGCACUUUACUUUUAAUUUACAUAAUGAAUGAGCCUCACUCUGUGAAAAAGGGUUUAAUGCAUGUGGGUAAAGUUUCCUCUCAGAUUGGCCUGUUCAGUCCGCACAGGCUAAUCAGGUAUGACACUUUCCGCUUCUAUUUUAUUUUUCGUUUAAACGAAGACCCUUUUUGAUCAAAAUUUAGUUAAGCAGGAGAAAAUUGUCCCUUAUUAGCCUGUGAGGACUGCACAAGCUAAUCUGUGAUGACACUUUACACACAGGCAAUAAGCCCUUUUCACAGAGGGAGGCUUAUAUGUACCAUUAUAUUGCAAGUAUCCAUGACACCUGCUUACAGUCAGUAUCAUGAAUGUAAAGACUGAUAUAAUUGAUGAGUUUGGAUCUCAAAUUUAAACUGCGUUGUGCAAAAAAGGGCCUUAUGCCAUUAAGCCAUCUGCGCAGUCUGGUCAGGAGCUACCCUGUCUGCGUAUGAGACCACAAAACCUUAUGUGACUUGAUAGAGGACAGGGUAGCUCCUGAUGAUUGCAGCAUAUGAAAUAAGACCCAUUUUCGCAUGAGGCAACUCAUUUCAUCUAGGUGGACACAUUCAGAAAGUAAGCACAACAGGGACCUAUUCAGGAGAUUAACCCAUUUAUGCCUAGCGUCCUGAAAAAAAGGCCUAGGCAAACAACGUAGACCCAGAUAAGACGCGGCAUGAUGCGGCGUCUCAUCAGGGUCUGCGCUGUUUACUAAAAUGAAAUUUCUGUAAGAAAUUUUCUUAAUAUAGAAAUAAAUAUAGUAGACAUCCCUAAUUUUGGAAAUAAAAUGAUCCAAUUUAGAAGGAUGGGAGAGUCCACUAGGCAUAAAUGGGUUAAAUUCACUGUUUCACUGUAAGGUGAGGUAUAUUCCAUUCACAAGCUUUUCUUCAAGCAAACCACAUUAAAUACACAUUGAACCUACAAAAUUCAAUUCAUUAUAUUGUUUCCCUUUUGAAAUGCAUGUCAUUAUUUGUACUGCAAUUGACUUGAAGGUCGUGCAAUAUAAUAUAACUGUGUUUAUUUUUGCUUGUUAACUACCAGGUAAUUGCAAGGUAACAGAAUAAGGAAUGUAACUCAAAAGAUUGAAUUUUUAACUUACUUUGUUAUUUGUCUUAGAGCUUAAUUUCAUGAUGUACAAUUUUAAUUAUUGCAAAAUAUUGAAGUUAUUUUAUUGAUGGACUGACAAAUUGCAAGACAAUUUUCAUGACUUUAUGUAUGUGUUAGUUUUAUUGUCUAAGACUUUGAAGUUAACGAAUUGAAUUUGAGAUGGUUUCGUAGAAAAUGGGCCUAAAACAAGUGUCGUCUGCACAGGUUAAUCCCGGACCACACUUUCCGCUUUUAUGGUAUUUUUUGUUUAAGAGUGUCUGUUCUAAACAAAAAUCUAAUCUAGGUGGAAAGUGUCGUCCCUGAUAAGCCUGUGUGGACUACACAGGCUAAUCUCAGAGGACCUUUAAUGCACAUGCAUUAAGCCCAGUUUUCUCAGAGUUAGGGUCAUUUGUAUUAUACCAACCUAUCUAUAUUAUAUACAUCCCAUAAUAAUUUGACGCUUUACUUGUACAUGUCCACAUUAUCCCUUUCAGUGCGGGAACUGAAUUUUGAAGGCCUUUGCAAACAGUUUGGAUCCAGAUGAGACGCCACAGAACGUGGCGUCUCAUCAGGAUCCAAACUGUUUGCUAUUCUGAUAAUAUUCUUUGAAAAAAAUCGAAGAAAAUGCUAAUUUUAGAAAUUCAGCUGACGACAUUUUAGCAGAUGACAAAUUUCCCAGCAUGCAAAGGGUUAUCUAACUUCUGGUACAAUCAACUAUGUCUUGCAAAAAACAUAAUCCAAAAGUGUCAAUGAUAAAUCAAAUAUCUCAGUUUUGUAUCUCUCAUGUUUCAUUUCUGCAAGAAAAUUUUGAUUCAUCAUAAAAAUGCGCGUUUUUUGUGAAAAGGUAAACAAA
Dreissena polymorpha is the source of this 5948-nucleotide messenger RNA. Its product is annotated as autophagy protein 5-like. Gene Ontology annotation, cellular component: Atg12-Atg5-Atg16 complex; phagophore assembly site membrane; cytoplasm. Lineage: Eukaryota; Metazoa; Mollusca; Bivalvia; Myida; Dreissenidae. Bases 135 to 962 code for a protein of 275 amino acids. The record is from RefSeq and is a predicted model, not a curated record. The transcript is spliced from 8 exons. Gene Ontology annotation, biological process: cellular response to nitrogen starvation; autophagosome assembly; autophagy of mitochondrion.